This is a messenger RNA of Paralichthys olivaceus (Japanese flounder), 5014 nucleotides long. It is a transcript of the gene spns2, whose product is annotated as SPNS lysolipid transporter 2, sphingosine-1-phosphate. Lineage: Eukaryota; Metazoa; Chordata; Actinopteri; Pleuronectiformes; Paralichthyidae. Gene Ontology annotation, molecular function: sphingolipid intramembrane carrier activity; transmembrane transporter activity. The record is from RefSeq and is a predicted model, not a curated record. Gene Ontology annotation, biological process: sphingosine-1-phosphate receptor signaling pathway; transmembrane transport; lipid transport. Gene Ontology annotation, cellular component: membrane.
GAGAAAGAGAGAGAGAGAGAGACCCAGGAGCGCUCAGUCCGUCCGUCAGCGCGCACUGCGAGACAAAAUAUGUUCCCGACCAGAGCGGCUCCUGAGCUCCAACACCUCACAUUACAAUUUCACUGCGACUGAUCCACACACAUCCACUCACACUCACACCAUCUGAGCCCGGUCCUCUUCAACUGCUCUCCUCCACGCGCUCUCUCUGAUUUUUGGUUUCACUCUUUGUAAAUAUUCCUGCGCUGGAUCUUUCGUGCCAGAAGAUGUGCGUGGAGAGCGAUGGAUGCGAGAUCGAGGGCUGCAGCAGUUCGGACGAGGUGCGCACGCUGUCGGGCAGCAUGAGCCCGGCGCUCAAGUCCAACCCGGACCUUCACCCCUGCAGACCCGACCACAAAUUCCGCGCAGCGCUGCUCAGAUGCCGGUCACCGGCCGCCGCCGCCGGGAUCCUCAGCUUUGGGAACGUGCUGAAUUACAUGGAUCGAUACACUGUAGUCGGUGUUCUGCUCGACAUCCAGCGGCACUACAACGUAUCUGACAGCGGAAUGGGCUUGUUGCAAACAGUCUUCAUCUGCAGCUUCAUGGUGGCGGCUCCUAUCUUCGGUUACCUGGGCGACCGCUUCAACAGAAAGGUCAUCCUGAGCUGUGGCAUUUUCUUCUGGUCCAUUGUGACUCUGUCGAGCUCCUUCAUCAGCAAAGAGUACUACUGGCUGUUUGUGCUCUCCAGGGGACUGGUGGGCAUCGGUGAGUCCAGCUACUCGUCCAUCUCUCCCACCAUCAUAGGAGACCUGUUCACUAACAACAGCCGCACCAUGAUGCUGUCCGUCUUCUACCUGGCCAUCCCCCUGGGAAGUGGGUUGGGUUACAUCCUGGGUUCCAGCGCCAAGGAGGCUGCAGGAGACUGGCACUGGUCGCUGAGGGUAUCCCCCGUUUUAGGGAUCACCGCGGGAACCCUGAUCCUGCUCUUUGUGCCAGAUCCGAAGAGAGGCAGUGCUGACCCGAUGGGUGGACGCAUCAAGACCCGCACUUCCUGGUUUUGCGACAUGAAGGCACUUGCCAAGAAUCGCAGCUACGUUUUCUCCUCCCUGGCAUCAGCGGCGGUGUCCUUCGCCACAGGUGCAUUUGGUAUGUGGAUCCCAGUGUACCUGGCUAGAGCCCAGGUGGUGCAGAAGACAGCGGAGCCCUGCACAAAAGAGAUCUGCAGCAGCACAGACAGUCUGAUCUUCGGGGCAAUCACCUGUGUGACGGGGCUGCUAGGAGUGGUCAUCGGGGCGGCCACCACACGCCUGUGUCGACAGAAGACAGAACGAGCCGACCCACUCGUAUGUGCCGUCAGCAUGCUGGGCUCGGCCAUCUUCGUCUGCCUCAUCUUUGUGGUGGCUAAGAAGAGCAUCGUAGGAGCUUACGUUUGCAUCUUUAUUGGAGAGACGCUGCUUUUCCUGAACUGGGCAAUAACAGCAGACAUUUUAAUGUUUGUCGUUAUUCCAACCCGGAGGGCAACGGCAGUCGCCUUUCAGAGCUUCACCUCACAUCUCCUGGGUGACGCGGGAAGUCCGUACCUGAUAGGCCUGAUCUCUGACGGCCUCCAGCAGAGCUACGCAACGUCAGCGCUAUGGCAGUUCCUCAGUUUGGGCUAUGCCCUCAUGCUCUGUCCCUUCAUCAUCGUCCUGGGGGGCAUGUUUUUCCUGGCCACUGCCUUGUUUUUCCUGGACGACAGAGAGAAGGCUGAGAAACAGUUGAGCCAGCUGGCACGACCACCCGCCUCAGUCAAGGUAUGACCAGGUGACAACCAAUGAGGAGCAAGAAAACUCGACAAGGAUGACAACAUGGAGAUAAAAAGGGAGGGCGGCUGAUCCAUUCUUUAAACUCCACCCGGGGUCAACUUCCCUGUUAUCACCACCACAACCCUCCUCCUCCUCCUCCUCUUCCUCACUCCCGCUGCUCUUCCUUUUUACAUGCUCACUGAGGCUGCUCAGAACUGGAACGAUGGAGCGUCUUGCUCCUUCUUGAACUGCCUCUAAAUCACAGGCUGGUGAGAACACGCACGGUGGCGUGCUGGUGUGCCGGAGCCACCUGACCAACAGCUGGUGACCUCCUCACCUCUGUCUGUGAUCCACUGAACCUUCCAAGGAGGAGGUGGGGUGGCAACAAAAAAAAAAAAACACGAUCCCCUCCAACUCCUGAUGCCAUACUACUGAAUGCUGAUCAUGAACCUGCCCUGUCUGCCUGCCUGUCUGUCUCUGUAUGUCUGUCUGUUUCAUCGGCUGUCGAUCUGCACCAAGUGCCAUAGCGUCAUUACAUUCCUUCAGACUUUGCACUGACCACCAACAACACUCAUGACUUCAUCACUGUCUAUGUUUACAUGCACACGAUAAUUCAGCUUUUGGCUUAGAGAUUGGUCUGAUCCGGCUGUUAACAGGAACAUCUGCUGUCAUGAAGCUCCUCUGGUGUCCAUGCAGAUUUUCCACAAUUUGUCGUACCCAGACUUUUAACACUUUGAGCUUGAAUAGCUGUAAAAUUCAAGUUACGUGGAGCAAAUGCUGCAACUUCAAAUGAUUCUAAAAGUGUUGCAUGUGUUCAAACACAUACCAGUGUGACUAACAUCACAUCACUCUGCACAUCUUAUCGCAGUAUUAACUUCAAACUUCAACACGCUGUUUACACGAUGGAUGCAGUAUUCUCAUUAUCAAUCAGAAUUUCGCUGUGCAUGUAAACAUGGCCGUCAACCGGGAGCCAAAGAGUGUUACCGUCUAAAGGUCAGUGAAUCGGCCUUAAAAAUCGGAGCUUUCCCAUCUGCAUCUGUUUCCUAUGACCCUCGUAUGUGUGUUCUUAGUUUUUAGCUUUUAGCACUUAAAUCAGCGUAGACAGAGCCACAGGACAUGACAGAGAUAAGAUAUUUCUGCACAUUAUUUUUCAUAAGGUUGCUUGUGAUUUUUUAAUUCUUUUUAUUGUGUGAUGAUGGAUUUUAAACUGGAGGUUAUAGUCUAUGAUUGUUUCAGAAGGAAGCUGAAGCAAUCUAGGCUCUUUUAAGCAGACACUGGAUUAUAUAUUUUUAUCAUUUAUAAUGUUUUUUCCCAAAAGUACAUGACAUGCUACUCUUUUGACUUUUAAGGAGGAACACCUGAGUUUCUGUGUAUAUAGGAAGCUUCUUUUUUUUAAUCCACACUGCCUUAUCAGUGAGCUGGGUUUCCCUUUAUAGAGGGUAGCUCGCUGAUGGUUGGUUUUAAAUUUCUGGACACACACACCCACACAGAGGCCGAGUCACUUUUAAUGACAGAUUCCAGUCCCGUCCAUGCUGGUUACAAUAACAGCCAUUGUUAUAAGAAUCUUUUCCCCCUCGCAAUUGUAGAUAUCCCAUUCCACUAUCAGUAGAAAGGACCUUUGUAAAGAGCUACUCGUUAUUAGAAAUCGAAAUCCCAGACAGGAACAGGAAAUCCUUCAGCUCCAGGUCUGACUGACGGCGGCCACUUAUCACUGAUAAUGGAUAAGUGAGGAAUCUCCCUUUGAAAGCAAAUCCUCAGAUGUCACUGCAGGAGCUGAGUCGACAUAGAGAUUUACAUAGGAAGUACACAAUAGACAGAAAACCUGGAUUUGAUUUUACCACGCUAUGCAUUAAUAAAAAAAGUACCUUACAUGUAAUUAUGCAAAUCAAAUGCAGGAGGAUUACAGCUAGUUUAUUCUCUGUACAAAGGCAAUAGCUUCAUUAGGAUCCUGUUUUUGUGUGUUACCUGGUUAAUACAAUUUUACUGAAACCUUGAAGCCGCUAAUGUAGUCAGAGUUGUUGAAGCGUGUGCAUAAAAGGGCACAAAAAGCACUUUGCUGACCUUCAAGAAGACACGGGAGGAGGAGGAGGGGGGUGGAUUGACCUGAGCGGGGGAAGAAAGGGAGACACCGGGGUGGCUGUUGUAGCGUUGAUGUGCGAGCGUGACUCACUGGCUGUGUGCGGGUGCUGUGUGGGCUGUGUCCUUGUUGCCAGAUCAUUAGCUUUAGCUUCUCUCCAACAUGCUUGGAGCUCUCUGAAUGUGAUUCUGUCCAACCUGAUGUGUUUACACACCUACAUCUUCUUAACGAACUAAGCUUCUUACCUUUUACCGUUUUACUUUUAUUUUUUAAUGUUACCAAAUGAGUUUUUUAAUAACUACAAUAGAGAUGAAUAUAUAUAUAGCUAUAUCACGCAGCAACUUUUAAUAUAUUGUAAAUGAUGGCUUGGAUGCAAUGUAUUUAUUUGUUUGUUACCAUAAUGAAGAAUAAUCUAUAAAGGGAAGUUUAUGGUUUGAGUAUAUUACACUUUGUUAUAUGUCCUUGGGUUUUAGAAAAUGCCUGUUUGUUCAUCCUUUUGUAUCACAACGAAACAACACAAUACCUUUCUGCAUCACUUCCUGUUUACUGUGAUAAUAAAUUGGACAUCUCACACCUUUUUCCUCACCGAGACAACUAAAGAAAUGCAAUGUGAUAGGUUGAAGACGACAUAUUGGUGUCAUUGUUAGGGUGCAGUACUGUUGCAUUCAUUUUUGUAGCUCAUGUAUGUGUUUUUUUUUUCAAGUCAUUUUGCACACUUAAUGUUCAGGGAUUAAUUUGAACCAUAGGCUGGCAUCUACUUCUGUCACGUCAUGCUCACAGUAAGGAAGUGCUGACAUGUUGUCAUCUCAUCAGAAGGAGCGUUGGCUCUGGUCAGAUGUGUCAUGAAUUGCGUUUCACUUUUGCCAAAUUUAGUUGAUUUAGCACCAAUCCUCUAGGAGUAGAAAUCCAUUGUGUCGAGUAAUUCUGUGUUAAUAAUCACUGAAGUGAUGUUUUGAGAAUAUGCUACUUCUUGUCAUACAAGAAUCGUGUAAAAAGAGACCUAUUUCUGAUGUUGAACAGAAAACAGAGGUUAUUUUUAUUUUUAGAGCAAGUCAAUACAGGGGAGGUUGCGGAGAAAUCAAAGGAUGUUAUUCUAGAACUGAACUGUGAUGCUCCCUCCGGGGGGUUGAUAGAAAAUGUACAUGUCUGUAAAUCAAAUAAACCUAUUUAAUCACUU